AAAUGCGAGUCGCGGUCGCAUGUCCGUCGUGAAAUUUUAGCUAAAAUCACUCCAAAACAGGAAAUUUGCCCGGCCCGAGGCCGAAACGACCAUUUCCAGACAUAGUACAUUAUCCUACCAAUCGACAUCAGGCAGCAAUUCAGCUCCAUGUACUGAUAAAAGCCCGUGGAAUUAGUCAUAUGCAAACAACCACAGGCUCAUUGGAGUUCAUGCCAAAACGGCAGCAAAAGUUCGUUAGGCUGCCAUCCGUUUGAAAUAAUGGAGGCUGGCACUGCUAAAUGUCUUCUGGAUGUGAUAAACGACCCUAACGCUUUGCAAGAAUUCUUGAGAACCAAUAGCCAGGAUCAUGGCCUUUCUUCUAAAAAUUCAGGAGACUCUAUUUCAGUGUCAACUCCACUGAAUGUGAAUCAUUUACUGACUUCAAAAUUAAAUGCCAGUUCAACAAGAGAAGGUGGGAUUAACAACAGGUUACCUGUAAAUGCAAGAAUUGCUUCACAAGUGUCUGGAACAUCUUUGCCUAGUUCUUCUUCAUUGCCACAGAGUACAUUAGUAAAUUCAGUGGUCAACAAUAGUAGCAUGUCAAGAAAUAGUUCAAGUCCUAAUACUCCUUUUACUGUUGGGGUGGUUCCGUCUUCUGUUCCGGUGUCAAGUGGUGUCAAUUUUCUAAAGGCUGGUAUGGAAAGUCCUGGUAGUUUAGGGAACAAAACUGGCAGUGCACUUGGAAUUUCGUCUUCACCAAAACCUGUGGCUACUACUGCUUCAGUAUUUCAAGGGAAAAAACCCAUCCCAAUCCAACCUAAAACCCCUAAUAUUUCCUCUGCUGUAACAAGCUCAACUGUAGGAACUACAGGAACACGUGGAAUACAGAUUAUGAACUCUGGAUUACCUAUUGUAAUGCAAAAACAACCUGUUGUUGCACAGCAGAGUAUAUCUUCCUCUGGGCAUCGUGUUGUGUUAAAUGGAACAGAUUCGAAAACAAACAUGAAGACAAGUGUUGCUCCUGUAAAUGCACAUUCUAAUAAAUCUCCUCAAGGUGUGUUACAGCCAAUUCUUUCUACAACUCCUGUCAAGCGAAUUGCACCUAAACAGCCAAGUAUAUUACCUCAAACUGGUAUGUCAUCGCCACCUCAAAUUGUGGGUACACAACAUAAGAUACUUCUACAACAAGUUUCAAAUCAAAUUACUCCUCAAGUGCAAACUGUUAUAAAUCAAGUGUCACCAGGAAAUGCUCAACAACAAAAUCAUACACAGCUUAUCCAAGCACAGCAGUUACUUAAUUUGAUAAGAGGCCAAAAUCCAAGCACCCAGACAACACAACAGACAUCAACUCAGCUCACACAAUCACAAGCAUUACCUGCAAAUCAGAUUAAACAAAUUCAACAGUUAGUUCAACAGAAACUUUCUAACCAGCAGCAACAACCGCCAGUUGUACAAACGUUGCAACAGAAUGUACUUAGUCCUGCACAGCUCCAAGCUGCUUUGAAACCAAACCAACAGUUUACCACACAAACUGUCCAAGCAGCUCAACCACAAAACAUUGUUGUCCAAGAAGAGGUCAUCAAACAACUUCUUCAACAAGUAUCGCAACAAAAACCUACCCAGAAACUUGUGCAACCUCAGCAAAUAUUUCAGCAAAUACCACAGCAGUCUCAAUCUGUUCAAAAGCAGAUCUUAGUACAGAAUAUUCAACCACAGGGACAGCAAACCCUGCAAACAUUGCAAGUUAAUGUCAAUGCUUCUGCUAAGCCUUCUAACCUGAAUCAAAGAACUGACGUCUCUUUGUCUCCUGCAAAUAUUCAGCUACAGCAAGUAUUGAAUAACCAGCAGAAGCAGCAAGUGCUUUCUCUUGGACAACAGCAAGUUAACUUAACACAACAGCUGCAAGUGUCAAAGGAACAAGGCACUAGAGUUCUUCAAGGUGUAACAUUUGUACCGAGUCAACUCAACAAAACCCCUGUAGCACAAGUGUCAAAUCAAGGAGGUAUUGUCCGGCAGGUUAAUUCUGUUGUUCAGCAAGGAAAAACUGGAAUGGCACCUGUUGUCCAUGUUGCAACAACGGCUCAACAGAAUACAGUUUCUCAAGUGCAGCAACAACAAGCACAAGCUGGAGUUCAGAAAGUGUUUAUCAUAAAACAACCUGAGUUGUUACAAAAGCUGGGAUUACAAGGAGGAAAAACUCAACAGACUAUUCAAAUUACACCACAACAGCUACAGGCACUGAAACAGUUGCAAUUACAGCAGCAAGUGGUGAAGCAGAAACUUACUUCAAGUGGUCUUCAAACAGGAAGUAAUGUGCAAACUAAAAACUUAACAGCAGAUCAGCUGAAGCAGAUACAACUGCAACAGCAACAGCUGCAAGGUUCAGGAGUGAAGCAGGUUGUUCCUCAGGGUCGGGCACAGUCUGUAGUUCAACAACAAGUUAAUGUUAAAACACAGGGGAAAAUGCAGCACAUUCCUAGAAUUCUUCAAACAUCAGGCAGACAACCUGUGUCUCAGAGUGUCAAGGUGUCUGUACCAAUAAAACAGGAAACAAACAAAGGAGUGAAGCGCCCACAUUCAUCAUCAGAGACAACAGAUGUACCAAAAGUUGCUACAAGAUUAAAACAAGGCCUAACUCAAGAUCAACAGGCAGUUAUUCGACCUGAUGUCAAAACGCCUUUUAGUACCCAUGAAGACCUUAUUAAAAGACUAACACCUUACCAUGUGUGUUAUGAUCCAAGUCCUACUCCUGCUGAUGUUCAGAAAGCUGAUGCUCUUUUUGGGGCUGUCUCAACCCAACUGGUGAAACGAAGUCAAAAAAUGAUGGAGAAGUAUCGUCAACUCUUAUAUGAUGAGAGUAUGCGGGAGCAUCCCUCAGCUGAAAUGGUCAUGCUCUACAGAGUUUUCUUGACUAAUGAACGUUCAUUGCUGGCUGAUGAAAGAAAAAUAGCCAAAGAAAACCCUGAAGAAAUCCUUAAUAUUAUCAAAAAGGAGAAGCAGACUAUUGAGUCAUCAAAUGACACAGCAACAGAUGACACUGUAACAAAAGAUAUCACUUCUGAUGAAACUAUGGAUUUUGUGGAAUCAACUACUGAAAGUGAUGUGGUCAAUAGUAUGAAAAAUGCUGUGUCUGAGGCUUCUUCUAAAAUUUCUUCUCUUUUAAGUGUAAAUUAUUCUCCAUCUUCGUUAAACUACUCUUCAAAUUCUUUGUCACCAAAGACUGAAACUUCAUCCUCAUCAUCAUCACUUCUUUCUACAAGAACGCCCACAUUAGUUUCUACCAGCUCUGUCAACAACCAUGUGUCUAGUUUAUCUUCGCAAGAUCAUUUAGAUAAACAGGAUUCACUAAGCAAAGAAAGCUCUGGUGGAAAUCACAAGUUGUCAGCAGACUUAAGCAUUGAUUCCCAGAUGGACACAGAAUGUGAAAAAGAAGAUGUGACUGCUACUUUGGCUUUGCUCAAUUCCAUGGCAUCUGAACUGGAUGAAGUUUUAGAUGUUGAAGGAACACUUUAGGAAUAGUUGGUUCGACUCCACACUUAUCUCUUGUCAAUAAUCUUGGUGUUUACUUGCAGUGCAAGAAAAAUUACAGAUAUUUAACACUAAAAAUUCCAAAGUCUAAUUAAUUGUUUCUUCUAGUUGUGGCACACUUUUCCUUAAGAUAAUCAAGUUGUUUUUCCUUUAUCAAGAAAUUCUGUGGCUGUUGUCUUUCUCUGUCUUUUGAAUUGCCAUAUUUUCAGGAUAAAUGGCUUCAAAUGACAUUCCUCUUUGGGUGUUUAAGGGUUCAGAUGAAUUUCAAUGUCAAGGAUAGCAGCAACAAUAAGAACUACAGUAAGGCACUGUGAAAUGAAUAUGAAUUCUUAUUUUGGUUAGACACAUUACUGACACAACAAAUUCCUUCCUCACCAGUUUUUGUAUUACAUACAGUAAGUUUUUCGAACCCAGGGUAGUCUCAUUGUCUGGAUGAUCAGACUGCAUGAGCAAAUGUUUCUAUUACAUUAGCAAGUUGGUUCUAACAUACUUAUCUUGCAUCUGAAAGCCUUUAAGUGUUCAACAUGACUCUUGAAUUUUCAGAAAUUUCCACAAUUUUUUGGGUGCUAUUUACUCACAUUCUCCCCCAUAUUUAUACUCUUGGAUUUUUUGUGCACCCUCACUGAUGCUUAUGUCAGUUGUUUCCUUAACAUAAGCUCAUGCCUGCCACAAAAGCCAGGAAUGAAAGCUCACAGCUUUUAAAUAAAUCUAUAGCUUAUAUAUAUAUAUGUGAAAAAACAAACUUGAAAAAAAAUUUUUUGUGAUUUUCUCCUCUUUUUAUGCUGAUGUGUUACAGUUUGAUAUAACUACUUGCACCUUUGUACAUAAAUUUUAUAACUCUUGUCCAGUUUGAAAUCAUCUAAAGACCUCACAAAUGUCCCAAUAUUUUAAAUUUAAAGGUCAGCAUAACGCAAGAAAUGUCAUCAUGAGGCCCAGGGGAACAAAUCCCACAAACAGGAUAGUUUGUUUUACAAAGUAUUCAGUGCAACUAGGAUGCUGUAACAUCAUCAUAAUAUCAAAUUGCUUUGUAUACAAAUAAAUUGUGGUCACUUAUUUUAUUCCUGCAAGAAUUGCAUAAGUUGAAACCAAUUUGAAUUUUUGUGAACUUGUUGUUGCAAUGAAAUUGUGACAUAGAGAUGAAGAUUUCUCAUUAGUUUUCUGUCACUCAAAGGAAUUGUUGCUGUGACUUUUCUCUGGGUCGUUUCUUAACUACUUGUUCCCUAGUCUUUAUUGUCUCUCAGUUAAAUGCUGGAUUUAGGGAUAUACUGGUCAAAUAUAGACCAUCUGUAGAAUAAUUUUAGUGGAAGCUGGAUAUCAAAUCUUUCUGGAAGGGUCAGUUGAAAAGCUUACUGUAAAACUGCUGAUGAAAAUGCAAUUUAAGUUGAAAUUAAUAAAUUCUUAGUCUAUUGUUUCAUAAUAAGUAAUUGGAAAAAAGGCAAAGUUUUCUGAUGCCAUCAAGUUGCAGAUCCUUUCUUAAUGUUAGUAUUUAACUCUACUCGCCACUAGAAUUUUCUGUGAAGGUGUCCUGUUCCUUGGAGCAGCUAUGCUAAUGAAUAAUAAAGUUUUGUGCUUUUGUACAACUAUU
Messenger RNA from Pocillopora verrucosa, 5092 nucleotides. RefSeq lists its product as uncharacterized. The record is from RefSeq and is a predicted model, not a curated record. Gene Ontology annotation, biological process: positive regulation of DNA-templated transcription. Gene Ontology annotation, cellular component: SWI/SNF complex. NCBI's taxonomy places the organism in Eukaryota, Metazoa, Cnidaria, Anthozoa, Scleractinia, Pocilloporidae.